Molecule: messenger RNA, 10218 nt
Organism: Myodes glareolus (Bank vole)
Lineage: Eukaryota; Metazoa; Chordata; Mammalia; Rodentia; Cricetidae
Gene: Aak1
Product: AP2 associated kinase 1
Biological process (GO): regulation of clathrin-dependent endocytosis; protein phosphorylation
Cellular component (GO): presynapse
Molecular function (GO): ATP binding; protein serine/threonine kinase activity; AP-2 adaptor complex binding
Source: RefSeq, a predicted model, not a curated record
GUCCCUUUCUUGACAUCGACUUCUUUCGGUCUGUGGCUCUAGCCGGCUUCCCAGAGGCGGCCCUGAGCAGGGGUAGCGCUGCCCUGAGAGGCACUUCCGGUUGCAGGUCACUUCCGGGUUUAAACUUAAACGAUCGCUCUCCGAGGAGGAGGGGACCCGUCUCGCGAUUGACAGUGUAUUCCUGCAGGCGCAGUCCCUCAGCCCCCACCCCACGGCCGGAUUCCCGUGGCUCUGCUCCGGGCUGAAACCCGAGAAGAAAUCCUUCGAUUUCUUUUCUUUACAACAAAUACUAACCUUGAAACCAUCGGCAUUUUGCUUUGGCGUUUCCUAUCGGAAAGAUGAAGAAGUUUUUCGACUCCAGGCGGGAGCAGGGCAGCUCUGGCCUGGGCUCAGGCUCCAGCGGAGGAGGGGGCAGCAGCUCAGGCCUGGGCAGUGGCUACAUCGGAAGGGUCUUUGGCAUCGGGCGGCAGCAGGUCACUGUGGACGAAGUGCUGGCGGAAGGUGGAUUUGCUCUUGUCUUUCUGGUGAGAACAAGCAAUGGGGUGAAAUGUGCCUUGAAACGUAUGUUUGUCAACAAUGAGCAUGACCUCCAGGUGUGCAAGAGGGAAAUUCAGAUCAUGAGGGACCUCUCAGGGCACAAGAACAUUGUGGGCUACAUUGAUUCUAGUAUCAACAAUGUAAGCAGUGGCGACGUAUGGGAAGUUCUCAUUCUCAUGGACUUCUGCAGAGGAGGACAGGUGGUAAACCUGAUGAACCAGCGUCUACAAACAGGCUUUACAGAGAAUGAAGUCCUGCAGAUAUUCUGUGACACCUGUGAGGCUGUUGCCCGCCUACAUCAGUGCAAAACUCCUAUUAUCCACCGGGACCUGAAGGUUGAAAAUAUCCUCUUGCAUGACCGAGGCCACUAUGUCUUGUGUGACUUUGGAAGUGCCACCAACAAAUUCCAGAACCCACAGGCCGAGGGAGUCAAUGCUGUAGAAGAUGAAAUUAAGAAAUAUACAACGCUCUCCUACCGAGCCCCAGAAAUGGUCAACUUGUACAGUGGCAAAAUCAUCACUACGAAGGCAGACAUUUGGGCUCUUGGCUGUUUAUUGUAUAAAUUAUGCUACUUCACUUUGCCAUUUGGGGAGAGCCAGGUGGCAAUUUGUGAUGGAAGCUUCACAAUUCCCGAUAACUCUCGAUAUUCUCAAGACAUGCACUGCCUUAUUAGGUAUAUGUUGGAACCAGACCCUGACAAAAGGCCGGAUAUUUACCAGGUUUCCUACUUCUCAUUUAAACUGCUCAAGAAAGAAUGCCCAGUUCCAAAUGUACAGAACUCUCCCAUUCCUGCAAAACUUCCUGAACCAGUGAAAGCCAGUGAGGCAGCUGUAAAAAAGACCCAGCCAAAGGCCAGACUGACAGAUCCCAUUCCCACCACAGAGACUUCAAUCGCACCCCGCCAGAGGCCUAAGGCUGGGCAGACUCAGCCAAACCCAGGAAUUCUUCCCAUUCAGCCAGCCCUGACUCCUCGUAAAAGGGCCACUGUUCAGCCCCUACCUCAGGCUGCAGGACCCAGCAGUCAACCUGGCCUUCUAGCCAGUGUUCCCCAACCUAAAGCCCAACCCACACCUAGUCAACCUCUUCAGCAAUCUCAGCCCAAGCAGUCACAGGCUCCAUCCACCCCACAGCAGACACCUUCUACCCAGACCCAAGGUCUGCCUACCCAGGCCCAGGCCACUCCCCAGCACCAGCAGCAGCUCCUCCUCAAACAGCAGCAACAACAGCAGCAGCAGCCACAGCAGCCAACAGGCACCUUUUACCAGCAGCAGCAGCAGCAGCAGCAGCAGCAGCAGCAGGCUCAGACACAGCAGUUUCAGGCAGGACAUCCAGCAGCCCAGCAACCAGUCACUGCUCAGUUCCCUGUGGUGUCGCAGGGAGGCUCUCAGCAACAGAUGAUACAGAACUUUUACCAGCAGCAGCAACAGCAGCAACAGCAGCAGCUGAUGACACAGCAGGCUGCCCUGCAGCAGAAGACUGCUGUGGUAGUACCACAGCCUCAGCCACAGCCAGCCACAGCUCCACAGCCAGCUGCUGCUCAGGAGCCUGCGAUUCAAGCUCCACCAAGACAACAGUCAAAGGUUCAGACAACUCCACCUCCAACUAUCCAGGGUCAGAAAGUUGGAUCUCUCACUCCUCCAUCAUCCCCUAAAACCCAGCGUGCUGGGCACAGGCGAAUCCUCAGUGAUGUAACCCACAGUGCAGUCUUUGGGGUUCCUGCCAGCAAAUCAACCCAGCUGCUCCAGGCAGCUGCAGCUGAGGCCAGUCUCAAUAAAUCUAAGUCUGCAACUACCACUCCCUCGGGCUCUCCACGGACCUCGCAACAGAAUGUCUCCAAUGCUUCUGAAGGUUCAACAUGGAAUCCUUUUGAUGAUGACAACUUCUCCAAACUCACAGCUGAAGAACUGCUUAACAAGGACUUUGCCAAGCUUGGGGAAGGAAAGCUUCCUGAGAAGCUUGGUGGCUCAGCAGAGAGUUUGAUCCCAGGUUUCCAGUCAAAACAAGGAGAUGCUUUUGCCACUUCCUCAUUUUCUGCUGGAACUGCUGAAAAAAGGAAGGGUGGGCAGGCUGUGGACUCUGGCAUCCCACUUCUAAGUGUGUCUGAUCCUUUCAUUCCUCUUCAAGUACCUGAUGUUCCAGAAAAAUUAAUCGAGGGACUCAAAUCUCCUGAUACUUCUCUUCUGCUCCCUGACCUCUUGCCUAUGACAGAUCCUUUCGGCAGCGCUUCCGAUGCUGUGACUGAAAAGGCCGAUGCUGCUGUUGAGAGUCUCAUACCUGGACUGGAGCCGCCUGUUGCUCAGCGCCUCCCAUCUCAGACGGAGUCUGUGACCUCAAACCGCACAGACUCUCUCACUGGGGACGACUCUCUGCUUUCUAAUCCCACUGCCGACCUUCUGGAAGAGUUCGCCCCCAUACCACUCUCUGCUCCCACUCACAAAGCUGCAGAAGAUAGUAAUCUCAUCUCAGGUUUCGGUGUCGCUGAGGGCUCGGAAAAGGUGGCAGAAGAUGAGUUUGACCCUAUUCCUGUACUGAUAACCAAAAACACACAAGGUCUCCAGAGAGAACCCAGUCCUUGUCCUGUAAUUACUGUAGAGCACUUUAAAGAACCUGUGGGUGCCAAAGGCCUCGCCCUCUAUCCAGAUCCCUGCAAAAUUUCUGGAACAAAGACUCAGAACACCUUAGAGUCUGACUCCCUGGCCCGAGAGGGUCCUUCCAGCAAUAGCUCCUUCCACAGCAGCGAGGAGGAGGGCACUGACCUGGAGGGAGACAUGUUGGACUGCAGCGGGUCUCGGCCUCUCCUGGAGUCUGAAGAGGAGGAUGAGAGCUGCAGACCUCCUCAGGGGAAGCUGGGAGAAGCCACCCUGUUCGCUGAGCCUGGAGUGUCUGCUGAGCCAGAAAAGGGGGGACGAGGCGGGAAAAAGAGCCAAUUCUUGCCAGUCAACCAACAGGCCUCAGAUGAUCUCGGAGAGCCUGAUGUCUUUGCCGUAGCCCCCUUCAGGAGCUCACUGGUUCCAGCAGAUGACGUGGACAUUUUCUCCAAAGCCCCUUUUGUCUCCAAGGGCAGUAUAGCUCCUUCCCAGACAGAGGAGGUGGAUGUGUUCUCCAGAGCUCCUUUUACCAAGAAGAGGAGCGUGGAGGAGUUACUGGCUGUGCAGGGCUCCUCACAGGAUUUGCCGGUGCAGGCCAGCCUUAGUCAGCCCAGUGAAGGGCUCCUGCUUCCAGGCCGUGAUAGAGCCAUGUACCCCCCUGCCCAGGUGCAGUAUCCUGUGACUGGCUUUGCACAGCAGGCCGGUCUCCCCUCCCACUCUGUCCAGGUGGCAGACCAUUUUGACAGCAGCUCUCCCCGAGGAUCUCCCCUGGAAUCUGGGAGUCAUCCUACUGACAGAAACAGAGGACUGCAGUCCCAGAAAGAAGCCUUCUCCGGGCCUAUGGUUGGCAAGCCAUUCCGCCCCCAGGCUUUAUCCAAAUAUUCCCGACACUAUAGCCCAGAAGAUGAGCCAAGUCCAGAAGCUCAGCCCAUCGCUGCCUACAAGAUUGUUUCGCAGAGCAAUAAGCAGUUGCUAGCUGGCUCUGUGUCUGUCACAUCUCUGUCCUCCAGGACUACAGAGCUGCCUGCCGCCGACCCUUUCGCUUUAGCGCCCUUUCCGUCAAAAACAGGCAAACAGAAACCGUAGGCAUGAGACCAGCCUGUGGCCUGCCUCCACCUACCCCACCAGCACCUAUCACACCACUCCUGGCUGGCCUUUCAGGGAGUAGCCACUGUGACCUUGCAGUCCCUGCCUCAGAGCAGAAGCUCUUUAGGUUACACUUCCUGCUUUGGUUUAUACUCAUUUCUUGCCACGUGGGCAUUGCUGUUCCUUCAUAUAGGCAUUCCACCUGCACUCUGAACUCUGAUUUGUUUCUGCCUAGACACCUCUUUAAUCCAGGAAUAUUUUACCCGCUGUUAACCACAACUUUGAAGGCCAGCAGCUCCUGUGGGGAGGUGCUUGGAUCAAAGAGUCAAGAUGAAUCCCUCCAGCACUCAACGAUACUCUUGAAACAGAGAUUUCUAGGGGGAAAAAAAAACAGCAAUAUAAACCUACUGCACAUCUGAAAAAGUUAGUCCUUCAGCUCCUCAUUAUUCAUUCCUGUGGAGCCAGCAGCUCUCAGAGGAUUCUGGAAUCUGUCACCGAGUCUAUAUGAGCCAAGCUGGCCUGUGUGCACAGAUGUCUGGUGCAUGAUGUGGGUCAGGUUCUCUGUCAAGCAGAAGAGCAUACUGGUGGGAAAAGCUCACUCUGCCUUCCCACAGUUCACUUUUUAGACUAGAAUGGAUACAUGCGUGUGCAUGCAUACAAGAAACCGUUUCCUUAGAGUGAAACCGCCAUGCCUACCUCCAUUAUCCAAUCAUUUCCUUGUAUUUGCCUGUUGACCUGACUUGAACCUUGGCUUUAUUUGGAUUUUUUUUUUCUCAUGGUAAAAUUGAAGUUGUUGGACCAUAUGGGGCAAUUCUGUUGAAAAUGAGGUUUCAGGAUGAAUUUUUAAAAUUCCAUUUACCUGGUUUUGAAAAAAUCAAGUAUCUAAAACUGGACAUGGUAUCUCGUGCUUGUAAUCCUAGUUCUUGGGAAACUGAGACAGGAGAAUUACCACAAGUUAGAGGCUAACCUGGUCUUAAUACUGAAUUCCAGGCCACCAUAUCUCAACACCCUCUCCUCCCACCCAAAAAAGUCACUGGUUCUUCUGUUUUUCCCUGGUAACAGAGGAAGAGCAUCUUUAGUGUUGUAGUCACUGGGAAUCCUUCCUGGGUACCAUUGUUAUAAAAUUCAUUAAUCAGGAGCCUAAGCCACAAACUACAUUGCCUGUUUUCUCCCCCAAAACUUUCCCCAUACUCCUCUGUUGCCUCUUGAAGUUGAAAAUGAGAAAGCGUUGGUCAGCUGUCCUUGCAAAUCUUUAAAUUAGCUGUUCCGUUCAGAUGUUAAAGUAGAACAGACAGGUGACUGGCUGUGUCUUCAGAAGUGCGUUUUUAUUUCUGGAAAGCUCUGACUCAUCCCCGUGUUUUCAUACCAUUCAUUUUUAGUGCCUUAAAAGAAAGCCCAUGACUCUGCAGGGAGGUUUCUGCUGAGGAAGCCGAGUUUCAUGGAGACAGCCUGCACCAUACUCAGGGUGUGUGCUUACAACUUCUAGCAUAGUUCCUCCACUUGUUCGGGGAACUCUGGAGAGUUCAUCAAGCUAGAUUAGUGAUAAAAAAAACUGCUAGUAACUGGGCAUGGGAGCAUAUACUCCUGUAAGCAGGAAAGGGGUUCAAGGCCAGCCUAGACUACCUGAGACACUGUCCCCCAAAAUAAAAGAAUUACUGAAAAUUUAUCCGGUAAUGAAGCCUAAAUGUCAGGCUGCACUUGCAAUCAUUUAGUUGUGAUGUCCUUUAGAUUUGAAAGUCAGGGUCUGGGUGUACAACUGGGUGGAAGAAUGCAUGUUUGUAUGCACCAUACCCUGGGUUCUGUCCUUGGUACCCCCAGAAAUAAUAGAAUAAAGCCCAGGACUCUUGGCAGUUAACAUAAGAAUGGUUACUUUUUGCCUGGUGUGGUGGCAGGCACCUUAACCUCAGAACUUAUGAGGCAGAGACAGGUGGAUCUCUGUGAAUUUGAGGUCAGCCUUGUCUACAUAGCAAGAUUCAGGCCAGCCAGUGAACGAAAGCUUGUCUGAAGAGGGUGAAAGGGAACUUUUUUUUAGUACUUCUCUUUUUGGUGUUCUCCACCUGUUUGAAUAACAGGCAGUAUAUCAGGGUCUCCGCCCCCACCAGAAACCUGCCUUCCACUUCAUUAAAGCCUAACUAUUCUCUCUAGGAAUUUGCUUUCUCAGUUAUUGUUUUUGAAUGUUUUGAAUACUAGUGGAUACAAACUGGUCUUUCUGUUAAAUGAGUAGCUUGGGAAUAUACACGGAAUUUUGCAACCAAUCUUCCCACACUUGUUUUCAGGUGAAUUCCUCAAAGGCAUGUGUAAACGGGGAUGGGACUGUUUAGACAGGGUCCUCACUUGAUGUCACAAGCUCUUUUCCAGGUUGCAGCAUAGACCUGUAGUCCCAGCUGCUUAGAAGGCUGAGACAGGACAGCCUGAACCUAGCAUCUCAAGGCCAGCUCUAGCAACUUACAAGCACCCGUCUCAUGAAUAGAAAUUUCAGAAUGCAAGGUCAGCUACGUAACCGUGCUGAAACUGUUUUAACUUUGAUUACUAUAUCACUCCAUCUAAUCAAACAGUCAUUUUAAUUCACAAGGUCCAAAUUAGAAUAAAAUCACGCACUCCUUAUUUUAUAUAGUUGAAUCGUUUGUGAAGUGUGGGCUUGAGGCCUUUUUCAUCUACUGAGUAGGAAGUCUAUCUGUCUUUUACUGGGAAGUGAGUGUGACCACAUGCAGCUUGUCUUUUCCUCUGUGGCACUUUGUGAAGGAAAUGUGACAAGAGACUAGCCAUCACGUGAGUUCUGAAGGAAGAGUCUGGAUUACAGGAUUAGUGUGCAGUUGAAUGAUCAGAUAUCCUGGUGGGAUACCAUCCUGAGUGAAAAUCUGGAAAGUUUGUUUUACGGGGAAUUAAGAGUGCAUAAAGUCUAUGAAUCAAUUGUAAAUUCCCAGUGACCAUACUCUAACAGUUUAAUAAUUAGGAAGAGGAACAGUGUCAAUGAAGUACUGUACUUUGUUUUAAUUUCCACUAUGUGUUAGUCACUUUGUAUAUUUCAUAGGAAACACAGAAAAUUGUGAACUUUGGACUCAGUAGAAAAAGAUGAGUCAGAAUAUCCUUAGAUAAAGCCUUAAGCCACAUCAUGCACUAAUGAAUGAUGUGGUAGACCGAGGAAGUAGCUCAGAGAUGGAGCCUGGCACAGUGAGGCCCUGGGUUCCUCCCUAUUAGCUGACUAAUGAGCACUGUUAAAUGAGCUAACUUAUGUGUCAUGGAAAAUGUCUCACUAAUUUCUUAGGCUUACAAUACAGCUCUUUAGGGCCAAAUCUAUGGUUAGCACCAAAAAAAUAAAUAAAAUAAGAAGUGAACAUCUAUGGCAGGCAUACCUACAAUUCCCGCACCACUCAAUACAUGGGAGACCGAGGCAAAACAAUUGUGAGUUCAAACCAAGACCAGCCUGAGCAGCUUAGCAGGACCUUAAUAUUGCAAAUUUAAAGAGGGCUGGUUUUGUAUUUAAGUGGUAGAAUGCUUACCUAGCAUAUGCAACCACUGGAUUUAAUUAACUCCAGUACCAGGAGACGAGAGAGCACACAAAUUGUUCAUCGUGUGAUGGUGAACAAUCUAGCCUUGGAAGUGAGGAAAGUUGGUUCUGAGAGCAAAUUUUAGUUCAUGUAGGUUGUUUUGUCUUGGCUCACUGGUAGGGGUGAAGACCUAUGUACUGGUGCAGGCCCCAGUGUGUGUGUGUGUGUGUGUGUGUGCGUGUGUGUGUGUGCGUGCACACGCGUGUGCUAACCGUCUUCUACUCACUAACCCAUGUUGUAUCUCAGUUUCAUCUGGCAACUGAGAUCUUCUAGACAUUCAACAGAAUGCUGUCUUUCUGGCUUGUUGUGUAUUUAUUAAGUGUUGGACUAUAUGCUUGUCAGUGUUUUCAGCCACUCUUCACUGGUGCAUAAAGUAUUAGAGUGAUCUGAUGAUAAGAAAUUCUGUAUUUUUAUUCUGUAAAUGAAAAUACUCAAAAUAUGUAUCAGAUUGUAUGAUAUGUAUGCAUUACUUCAAAUAGGAAACUUAAGAGAAGGAAAUGCAGUGCUCUCUCCGACAGGAAUGGGGCAACAUCCGGUGGAGUCCAUUUGGGUCCCUCAACUGUAAAGAGAUGUUGCUCCCUGCUGUGUCUUUUGCAUUCAACCUUGAGAGCACAUCCCAGUCAACUCCCAAACAGCUGCUGGUUACAGCAUUUUUUAAAAUCAGAAUCAAACAUUUUGAUGACAGGUAGUUUGCAGGAGUACAGCGGAAGAAGGCGGGAGCAUCUUGACACUUUCCGUGGCCACCCUGUUUCCGAGCCUUCCAGUGCUUCACUAAAAGAUUAAACACUGGGGGUUGUAAGUGAAAUCAUGUCAUUUGAGUGAUAACCUUUGUCAAUCAAUAUUUGUUUUGUUUUAACCACCAGAACACUUUAAUGAUAAAAAAAAAACUAAAGAAAAGGUUUCAAAAUGCUUAAAAAUAAAAAGUAGUGUCUAAUUGUAAAUUGUUUCCGUUUUGUUCCCAGAGGUCUUUGUGUCCCCCACUCCCCAUUCCUACUCUCCCUUAAUUUCCUCCCUCAGCAUUCUCCUGAACUGUCACACUAGCUUGCGGUGGCUACUCUAAAAUCUCAUUUUAGGAUUCAGGCCAGCCUUGACAAUCUAGCAGUGAAAUGGUUCACCUUCCCCUAGAAUCAAGGACAGAGGAAGGUUGGUAGGACCCAGCUUUCCUCUGUGGAGAUGUAGCCCAGAGGGCACUCUGCCCACUGAUCCUACAUAGCUCUAGAAUGAGUACAUAUGUGAGCAGACUCUAGAAGGGCAAAAAGAGCAAAAAUAGCUAACUGCUGGUCAUGGGAACACAUGCCUGUAAUGAGGCAAGAGGUUCACUGUGAGUUCGAGGCCUGCUUGGGCUACAUAGCAAGACCUUGUCUCAAAACACACACACACACACACACACCCAAAGGCUAAAUAUUAACUACAUGUGGCUUGUUAACUACAAAGUUUCUGUAACUUGUAAUUCCAUUAGUUUUGUCAGCUAUAGUUCAGCAACCUCAGCCUCUGGCUUAGGCAAGUGUUACACAAAUCUGAGUUGAUAGUAAACAUUAUUUGUACUGCCUUAUGGUGGAACCAUGUAUAUAUACACAAAGGGGAUCAGAUUCCCUUUGGCAAGGAAUUUCAGAAUGGAUUUUUCAGCAUCAAUCAAAAAUAGGUCAGGGUUGGCUGAUACCACGUGCUUGGACUGCGAGGACCCAUGUCCAGUCUCCAACACUUUGACUCUGAGGUAAUGGGAGGCAGUAGAAUGCUUUCCUUUGGAAAUAGUGUGCCUGCUGUGUUCUGCAAAUCUACCAAAGAUUCUUGUGUAAAGGGUUUCUCAGUGUCUGUGUGCGCAGACCUGCAUCUUCCUGCUUCCUUCGUGGGGUUAACUCCAGCCCUUCAGUUAAUCAUCUGAAGAGGAUUGGGGAGGGACCACAGGCAGCUGGCCAAAACCUCUGCCCUCUGCCAAAACCUCCAAAUUUAGCAUUGGAGUUGUUUGCAUAUGGUGAGGGAGUGACUAGCCAUUGCUUGAGCAUUCUUCCCAAGUAAGCGCCUUCUUGUGGGUGGCACUGGGAGGACAGUGGUGACCUGCACCAUAGGCCCUGAAGAUGUUAUUUUGAAUGGAACCUUUGAUGUCAUUUUUAGGGAACAGAAACCAAGUAACAGAGGCCAAGGACCGUGCAUAUUUCGAGGAGGGAAGGUGAGCACCCUCUGCUGGCAGUAUUUGGAGUUGCUUGAGUGAGGAUCUGUAAGCAGCCUGGAAGGAGUGCUGAGGUCAGCAGGUCUCAGGCAUCCUCAGCUUGCAAACAAUCUUGGGGAAACCAGAAGUUCAUUCCCAGCAGUUUUUGUAAUGCCUGUCAUUGCAGGCUGUUGGAUUUAUGUUGUUCUCUCUGGGUGUGAUCUAUCAUGUAUCUGAUAGUCUUUAUGGAUAAUUGUUUGGGUUGUAAACUCCUAUACUCUUUAUUAAAAUGAACCUAAUUAAGUGACUGUAA